Molecule: messenger RNA, 691 nt
Organism: Triplophysa rosa
Lineage: Eukaryota; Metazoa; Chordata; Actinopteri; Cypriniformes; Nemacheilidae
Source: the annotation of a RefSeq genome assembly
AUGGCACAUCCCUCACAACUAGGAUUCCAAGACGCGGCAUCACCCGUUAUAGAAGAGCUUCUUCACUUCCAUGAUCACGCUUUAAUAAUCGUAUUCUUAAUUAGUACUUUAGUGCUUUAUAUUAUUAUUGCAAUAGUAUCAACAAAACUUACAAAUAAGUAUAUUUUAGACUCCCAAGAGAUCGAGAUUGUAUGAACUGUAUUACCAGCCGUAAUUCUUAUUUUGAUUGCCCUCCCCUCUUUACGAAUUCUUUACCUUAUAGAUGAGAUUAAUGACCCCCACCUAACAAUUAAAGCCAUGGGACAUCAAUGAUACUGAAGCUACGAAUACACUGACUAUGAAAACUUAGGCUUUGACUCGUAUAUAAUCCCAACCCAAGACCUUAACCCAGGACAAUUCCGACUUCUUGAAACCGACCACCGAAUAGUUAUCCCUAUAGAAUCCCCCAUCCGAGUACUUGUAUCCGCUGAAGACGUAUUACAUUCUUGGGCUGUUCCAUCCCUUGGAGUGAAAAUAGAUGCGGUCCCAGGGCGUCUUAAUCAAACAGCCUUUAUUGCCUCUCGACCGGGGGUAUUUUAUGGACAAUGCUCCGAAAUCUGUGGAGCAAACCACAGCUUCAUACCUAUUGUAGUGGAAUCAGUUCCACUUGAACACUUUGAAAACUGAUCCUCACUAAUACUAAAAGACGCCU